This is a messenger RNA of Cydia splendana, 486 nucleotides long. Its product is annotated as low-density lipoprotein receptor-related protein 8-like. Lineage: Eukaryota; Metazoa; Arthropoda; Insecta; Lepidoptera; Tortricidae. The transcript has 3 exons. Bases 1 to 486 code for a protein of 161 amino acids. Gene Ontology annotation, molecular function: protein binding. The record is from RefSeq and is a predicted model, not a curated record. Gene Ontology annotation, cellular component: plasma membrane.
AUGUGCUUGUACUCCCCCUCGCCCUCCCCCUCCCCCUCGGCGCCGGCGUGCGCGGAGCCGGGCGCGCUGCACUGCGCGGGGCGCUGCGUGGCGGCCGAGCUGGUGUGCGACGGCCGAGACCACUGCGCGGACGGCGGCGGCGGCGGCGCCGGCAGCGACGAGGACCCCUUCAUGUGCUCAUCAUACUCCCGCGCAACAGCCUCGGACGCAGCGCUAGGGGUCGCCGCGACCUCCCGCUCGGCGUGCGCGGCCGGCGAGUGGCAGUGCGCGAACCGAGCGUGCGUGCCGCGCGCCGCGCUCUGCGACGGACAGGACCACUGCGGGGACUUCAGCGAUGAGAGGAGAUGCAGUGAGUAUAGCGCUAGGGGCCGCCGCGACCUCCCGCUCGGCGUGCGCGGCCGGCGAGUGGCAGUGCGCGAACCGAGCGUGCGUGCCGCGCGCCGCGCUCUGCGACGGACAGGACCACUGCGGGGACUUCAGCGAUGA